Molecule: messenger RNA, 1076 nt
Organism: Ficedula albicollis (Collared flycatcher)
Lineage: Eukaryota; Metazoa; Chordata; Aves; Passeriformes; Muscicapidae
Gene: PUDP
Product: pseudouridine 5'-phosphatase
Exons: 4
Coding region: 1-678 (225 amino acids)
Molecular function (GO): phosphatase activity
Source: RefSeq, a predicted model, not a curated record
AUGGCGGCAAAGCUGCUUACUUAUUUGUACAUUUUUUGGUUUUUUUUUCCAGAUACUGAGCGUCUCUAUACAGAAGUAUUUCAAGAGAUCUGUCAGCGUUUUGGAAAGACCUAUAGCUGGGAUGUGAAAUCCUCGGUUCUAGGUAGACAGGCCCCAGAAGCAGCAGAGCUUAUUCUAAGUUCUCUAGAUCUUCCAAUAGCCAAAGAAGAGUUCUUAGUGGAGAGUAAAAUGAAGCUGGAGAAGAUAUUCCAUACUGCUGAGUUGAUGCCAGGGGUCAGUAAGCUGGUCCAUCAUUUACACAAACACAAGAUACCCAUAGCUGUUGCCAGCAGCUCGAGUGAAGCGUCAUAUCAGAUAAAAAUAACCAGACACAAGGACUUAUUUGGUCUUUUUCAUCAUGCUGUGUUGGGAGAUGACCCUGAAUUGAAGCGAGGCAAGCCACAUCCUGAUCCAUUUUUACUUUGUGCAAAGAGAUUUAACCCUCCUGCACCACCAGAAAAGUGUCUUGUGUUUGAAGAUUCACCACAGGGAGUCACAGGAGCCCUGGCAGCAGGAAUGCAAGUGGUUAUGAUUCCAGAUGAAAAUUUAAAUCCAGAUCUUAGAAAGGAGGCAACAGUGGUGCUGAAUUCCAUGGAAGAUUUCCAACCAGAACUAUUUGGUUUACCAGCAUAUGAUUGAUGCCUUAUGCUAUGAACGUUUCCUUUACUGGAGAUAAAUUAAAAGUUAAAUGAAAUUUUAUUUUGGUUUUAUUAUUGCUUUUCAUAUUUUGCUCAAAGCUAGAGCACAAAAAUCCUGUUAACACUCAGGCUUUUACACAUUACCUUUGAUGGAUUGUCUGGAAUGUUUAUGAUAUGUCCUUUUGAUAAAUGCUAAAUUAAAGCAAAGUUAAGUGAAUCCAACCUUGUUCUAUUCACAUCAUAAUGUUUUCUGGGAAUAUUAUGAAACUAUUUGGACAAUUUAUUGUAACUGCAUUGGAAGCCUCUUGUUCUGUUUCCACUUGAAUUACUUACUGUUUACAUCAUAAUCAGAAAUCUGUUCUGGAUUGCCUUUUAUCCCAUUAAAAUGUUUUUUACACC